GGCAAUCAACAACCAUCACUAAUUUAUAAUCAAUGUACAAAAACACCAUCUUCAUACCAUAGUCAACCAUAUGUUCCAUUAACUUUCAAAAGCAAUAUUCAACAACAUUCAGUAUUAUCUUCGUCAACAGCUAUCAUUACCUUCUCGUGUGAGUGCUGAGAUAACCGACAAUUUGGAUGAUUUGAAACAAAAGUCAUUAAUCACCCCUACAGCUGACAGCAAACAAAUUGAUCAAACUUUAUUAUCAUCACCACUAGUACCGUUGUCAAUUAGUGAUGAAAAGAUUUCAGAGCCUCUACUUAUCGUACUUGAUGAGAGUGAUGACGAUGACUUGAUUGUAGCUGAAAAGGUAGCAAAACAAACUAGCGAAACGACUGAAAAAAAUAUAAAAACUAAAAAACUUGUUGAGAAUACGUUUGAUAAUUCAACUUGGUCCACUGAACAGUUGAAUAAUGAACAAACUAGUACUGCACUUGAUUUCAUCAUUAAUACGACUUCAACGUCUGUAAUAGCGGAAACGAUAACGAUGGAAAAAUUAAGUAAGAAAUCAACAACUACCACGAAAAAUGUAAUUAAAACAGAGCAUAACGAAAGUACCAAAAACCAAUUACCAUUUGAAAUAGAGAAUAAUGAUAAAUUAAAUGAUAUACACGAUAAUCUUAACGACACAAUAAAUCUUGAAAUGAAUAAACAACAACAAACUACACCAGUUCAGAAUCAAAAGAGAAAAAGAAGUAAGCGUUAA
This is a messenger RNA of Didymodactylos carnosus, 745 nucleotides long. The record is from the annotation of a GenBank genome assembly. Lineage: Eukaryota; Metazoa; Rotifera; Eurotatoria; Philodinida; Philodinidae.